This is a messenger RNA of Ostrea edulis (European flat oyster), 8883 nucleotides long. Its product is annotated as plexin-A2-like. The record is from RefSeq and is a predicted model, not a curated record. Gene Ontology annotation, molecular function: protein binding; semaphorin receptor activity. Lineage: Eukaryota; Metazoa; Mollusca; Bivalvia; Ostreida; Ostreidae. Gene Ontology annotation, biological process: regulation of GTPase activity; regulation of cell migration; negative regulation of cell adhesion. The transcript has 37 exons. The coding region runs from base 214 to 6111 and encodes 1965 amino acids. Gene Ontology annotation, cellular component: semaphorin receptor complex.
ACAUUGCGCAUGCAUGCUAAAGAGAGAGUGGUAGGAUAGUCCUUAUACAAUAUUUUUAAAGUAAAUUUUGUCAUAUAUCAUUCCACCAGUGAUGUGAUGUAGAAUGAAAAUUCAAAUCAAGAGAGCUAGUGCAGAACUUUCUGGUUUUAAAACGGUUGAGUCCCCCCAAAAGUAUAAUGAGUUCAGGAUGUUAAAGAGUUGAAAAUCUCUUUUAUGAUGGAGCAAGUGAUGACGUGUACAUCAUUGACAAUACUGAGUGUGAUCAUCUUUAGUUGUUCAUUUCCAUCGACUGCUUUUGUCACAAAGGAACUUAGGAACCCAAAUCAGAAACAUGAGUUUACACUCAUGUCAAAGUAUGGAUCUGACAUGAUAAUUGUAGGUGGAACCAACUAUAUUUACAGAGUUUUUUCUGGGAAUUUAAGCAUAGCACUUUCAGAGAAAAUCGGACCACAAGAGGACAACCCAAAUUGUAUGAAUAUAGAGAAUGUUGCAUGUAAAAAGGAGUUGUAUGACAGUUAUGUGAAGGCACUCCUUAUUAAUAACAACAUGGAGCAGCAGCAGGAGGAAAUUAUCAUGUGCACAAGUUUGCAUCAAGGAAGUUGUGUAAAGCGAAAUGCGACAACCCUAGAAUUGCUGCCUGGUUGGGUGAAGAGGUUGACAGUACAACCUGUUGUAGCUAACAAUAGAACUGCUACCACUGUAGCAUUUCUGGCACCUGGGCCAAGUGCAGAUGGAACCUCUCAAUCUACGGCUAUGUAUGUUGGGGCUUCCUGGACUAACACCGGACUAAGGGCCAUUAGAAGUCUGGUACCAGCAUUUAGUAGCAGAAACACUGUUGAUUUUGAAUUCACAUGGAAAGACAUAGCAACAAAUUCUUACACAAUGGUGGAUGAAAUCAAUAGGGAUUCAUUCCCUAUUAGAUACAUCUAUGGGUUUGCUUCCGGAAACUUCAGUUAUAUCGGGACAAUUCAAAAAAUUAGUGUUGCUGCUGAGGAUUAUAUUUCAAAGUUAAUCAGAGUGUGUCUGUUUGAUAAACACUUUUAUUCUUAUGCAGAGACUGCUUUAAAGUGUGAAUACAAUGGAAAGUUAUACAAUUUGUUACAAACUGCUCAUGUAAGUAAACCUGGCAUUCACUUGGCUGCUGCUCUUGGAAUCUCAAAAGACGAGGAUGUAUUGUUUGGAAUGUUUGGACAUGGAAAUCCCAAUGACCCAAUAAAGAACAACAAAGAAUCUGUUAUGUGUGUGUAUCCAAUGCGUGCUGUAAAACAGGUUUUUACUCGUAAUAUACAGAAGUGUUUUGCGGGUGAAGGUAGAACUGGGCCUGACCACAUUGCUUCUCCCAGAAAUUGUCAGCUAACAACAAAGAUUGACAUUGGAGAUGAUUAUUGUGGGAAUUAUGAUUUUAACACUCCUAUCAAUGGUCCAGAGCCUGUCACCUCCUCCAGAGCCAUCAGCAUUAAUGCCACUGCUUCAUCUCUCAUAGUUACCACAACACAUGCUGGUUACACAGUAGCAUUUAUUGGCACAAGGACGGGGCAUGUGAAAAAGGUUGCAGUAGAAUCGAAUACCAUUGCCAAAGAAUGCAAAGAUGUGGUUGCUGAAUCUAAUGCAGAGAUUUUAAAGGAUCUGUUUUUUGAUGAUAGCAAACAGCAUCUAUAUGUCUUGACACCAAACAAGAUUCUAAAAUUGGCUGUCCAAAACUGCAGCCAAUUUACAACGUGUGAAGAAUGUAGUGGAGCUAUGGAUCCAUACUGUGGAUGGUGCUCAUUGGAAAACAGGUGUACACUAGCUCAGGAUUGUUUGGAUUACAGUUCACAUCUAAAAUGGAUGGGAUACAGUGGAGACACUUGUACAAAAAUUACACAGGUGUAUCCUGACAAAAUCCAAAAAGACAAUAAGCUGACAAAAACUACCACACUGACAUUGAAUAUAUCCAAUCUACCACUUUAUGUUGGUUCCUACAAGUGUGCUUUCUAUGGAUAUGGAAAAAAAAUAGAGACCAUUGCCAACAGAACUAGUCCUAAUGUGGUGAAAUGUAGCACCCCUAUGCCUAAUGAAUUGCCACCAUUCCCAACAGGAACAGACCACAUCACAAUGGGGUUGUCUGUCAUCAUCAAUGAACUUGACUUUGUGUCAGCCAACUUUACGUUUUUUGAUUGUGAAGUACACACCAAAUACUCAUGUUAUAGAUGUACAUCUAGCAGAUUCAACUGCACAUGGUGCAUCAAGAACCACCUGUGUACUCACCAUCCUGUGAUAGACUGUAGCACUAACGAUGAUUUUAUAUCAGGACAAAAUAGUGCGGGGAUAUCUGUUCUUCAUGAGAGUGGACCAAACUUUUGUCCUAGUAUUGAUCCAAGCAAGGAGCAGAAUAUUUUGGUGCCAUCAGGAACGGAAAAGGAGAUAUCUCUCAGUCUGAAAAAGUUAAAGCCUUAUCAGAGACCAAUCCGGUGUGCAUUUGCAUUUAACUCACAGACAGAACCCCAGGGAGAGAUUGCUGAAGUAGUGGAUUUGUCAGUAGUCCUAAUGAUCAAGUGUAAAAGGACUAGAUUUUUCUACUCUGGGAACUCAGAGAGUUACAAUGUACCCAUGAAGAUUCUUUGGGGUGAUCAGUAUCCUAAGCCUUUGGAUAAUCCUCACAAUGUACAAGUGAUAAUGUACAAAUGUCAGAACAUGGCUGAUACCUGUGGUGAAUGUCUAACCCAGCCAGAGGAGUACACUUGUGGAUGGUGCAAGAAGACCAGUCAGUGCAGCUUACAGUCAUCAUGUGUGUCUCCAACCAGUAGCUGGUUACCCAAUACUUCCAACUGUCCAGAUCCCACCAUAACAAGAAUAUAUCCCCUGACUGGACCAAAAGAAGGUGGGACCUUAUUGACCAUUGAAGGACGAGAUUUGGGAAAAUCUUAUGAAGAUAUAGUCAGCAAUGUGGAUAUAGCAGGUGUUCUGUGUUCUCCUAUCCGUAAAGAAUAUGUUGAAUCCAAAAAAAUUGUGUGCACAACUGGUCAAUUUCAUGGAAAUGAGGAGAGGUCUGAUCGAGUGAGGGUGACUGUUGCUCUUAGUCUGACAGCUGUGUCCGAUCAAGUUUUUACUUAUGUUGACCCAGAAAUAAAUGACAUUACACCCACCCAAGGUCCCAAAUCUGGUGGAACCAGAGUCACCAUCUUUGGAAAGAACUUAGAUGCUGGAACCGAAAGAAGAGCGUACUUUGGUCUCAGAGAUUAUGAAUGUAAACUUGCAAGUGCCACAAGGUCACGUAUAACUUGUGUGACAGCCAGAGCCAAUAGCACCCUGAUCACCAGGGCCCUGUACAUGCAGUUUGAUAAUCAGCAGGUGAACAGCCAGCUGACAUACCAGUAUGUGGAGGAUCCCAAUGUGACGGAGGUCAACAGAAGGAUCUCCUUUGUCAGUGGAGGAUUGAAAGUCUUGGUUAAAGGCAAUGGUUUCCUGCCAAUCCAAAAAUCUUCCCCUAAAAUGGUCUUCUACAGUGGUGAUGCAACCAGUCAAAAGUCUUCGUAUUUUGGGGAUUGUCAAGUCUUGAAUGAUGUCACAAUGGAGUGUAACACACCACAGGUAGAAACUGCACUGAUCACCAAAAGACCACAUACGAACGACCAACAGGGUUUAGCUUUUGGAUUUAUCAUUGACAAUGUCCAAAAUAUUCGGAACUUCAGUGCCACUCAAGGUGGAUUUUUCCAGAUUUGUCCAGAUCCAGAAAUCAGUGUUUUCCCCAAUGACAAAAUUAAGUCAUUCCAGUGGAAGAGUAAUGAAUUUUUAACAAUAAGUGGAGCCAACCUUGAUCAGCUUCGUUUGGAGAAGGAUGAUGUAGUGAUAAAAAUUGGGAAAAGUGAAUGCAAUAUAACAUCUACUGGAAGACAGUUAACUUGUCGACCCCCAAAGUCCCCUCCUACACCCAUGAAGAAUGGACGAUACCCAGAGGUGGAGGUAACUAUUGGGAAAAACUUGACGUUCUUUGUGGGUUACCUGAAGUAUGAGGAGACCGAGUUGGCCCUCCCACUGGAAUACAUCAUCCUGAUCAGUGUAGGGGGAGGGGUUCUCAUUCUGUCUGUUAUUGUUGUCAUCAUCAUGUAUAGAAUGAAAAGCAAGAAGAACAACAGCAUGAUGAAAAAGAUGCAAAUACAGAUGGACAAUCUGGAGUCUAAGGUGGCAAAGGAGUGUAAAGAAGCAUUCGUGGUUCUACAAACAGACAUUGACCAACUGAUGAAUGACUACAUGUCGGGGAACAAUGCUAUUCCUUUCUGGGACUAUCGUUCCUAUUGUAUGAGAGUUCUGUUUCCUCAGGAUGGAGACACAAAUCACCCAGUCAUCAAAGAUUUAGAGGUGGAGUAUGCCAGGCGGGACAAUGUGGAGAAGGGCCUGAAGCUGUUCUCUCAGCUAAUCAGCAACAAGACAUUUUUGCUGAUAUUUGUAAGGACUUUGGAGGGGCACAAGCAAUUCAAAAUGAGAGACAGAGUCAAUGUAGCUUCUCUUCUUUCAGUAGCCCUGCAGACAAAAAUGGAAUAUGCUACAGACAUCCUUAAAACUCUUUUGGCUGAACUUAUUGAAAAGUCAGUUGAUGGCAAAAACCACCCAAAACUGCUGUUAAGAAGAACAGAAUCUGUGGCAGAAAAAAUGCUGACAAACUGGUUCACAUUCUUGCUAUAUAAAUUUUUGAAGGACUGUGCAGGGGAGCCAUUGUUUUUGUUGUAUCAAGCCAUGAAGAAACAAGUUUCUAAAGGACCAGUUGACAUGGUUAACAGCGAAGCUAGGUUCUCAUUGAGUGAAGAUAAAUUGAUUCGACAGCAGUUGGAUUACAGACAAAUGGAGAUCUUUGUGACAGACUUGCAUGAGUUUUCCUCUCCCAUUCCGGUACGAGUGCUGGAUUGUGACACCGUAUCACAAGUGAAGGAGAAGAUACUGGAUGUGUUGUAUAAACAUGUUCCCCAUAGUAGCAGACCUGUGAAAGAAGAUGUUGACUUAGUUUUGUAUGAUAAAUCUGCUCAUACCACAGAGUGGACCAAUGUGAACAAAGGAGGAAGGCUGAUUCUCCAGGAUGACGAUUCCACAACGCGAGUGGAGGGAGAGUACAAACGCUUGAACACACUGAGUCACUACAAGGUCCCUGAUGAAGCACUGAUGUCCUUGGUGGAGAAACAACCACCAUCUUACAACAAUCUGUCUUUGACAAAUUCAGAAAAGUCUACCAGAUUCUAUGUUCCAGAGAAAUUUCAACCACAGCACAUGAGAACUUCCUCUUUUCAACGAAAUCUUUCUCCACAAGAAAAUGUUCCAUUUUAUGCCAGAAGUCCAUCUUUAAAUCGAUCUAUUAGCCCUCAAGACGUUCAUAUUGACCUUGAUAAUUAUGGGGUGAAGUAUUAUCAUUUAGUGAAGCCUCACGAUAGUGAUCCUAAUGGAGAUGGAAAUCGUGGGAGUAAGAUGGUGUCAGAAAUCUACCUCACACGUUUGUUGGCUACAAAGGGAACCCUGCAGCAGUAUGUGGAUGACCUGUUUGAGAGAAUAUUCAGCACUGCCCACCGUGGCACUGUGCUUCCAUUGGCUAUUAAAUACAUGUUUGAUUUCCUUGAUGACCAAGCACUUCUGCAUAACAUUAUGGACACAGAGGUGGUUCAUACCUGGAAAUCAAAUAGUCUUCCACUGAGGUUUUGGGUGAAUGUUAUAAAAAAUCCAAAUUUUGUGUUUGACAUUUACAAAUCCAAUAUAGUGGAUUCUUGUCUUUCUGUGGUUGCUCAAACUUUCAUGGACAGUUGUUCUAUGAGUGAACAUAGACUUGGCAUAAAUUCUCCCUCUAGUAAGCUCUUGUAUGCCAAAGAUAUCCCAAAGUACAAGAAAUGGGUGGAGAGAUACUACCAGGACAUCAAGAUGAUGCCAGCUAUUAGCGACCAAGACAUGACGGCCUUGCUGACAGAUGAAUCCAGGCAACAUGCAGAUGAUUUCAACACAACAGCAGCCCUUUAUGAACUUUACAAAUAUAUUCAGCAGUACUACGAAGAUAUCAUGGUAGCAUUAGAAGAAGAUGAAUUUGCCAAGAAGAAUCGACUUACUUACAAACUGGAACAAGUCAGACUCGCAAUGGAUGCAGAAGUGUAUUGUUAAUUUUUCCUUGAAGCUUUGUUGGAAGUUGAUCUGUUAACUUAUAAUUUAGACUUGUGGUUGGAAAUGAAAACUAAUGACUUCAAAGUUGAACUUGUGUACGGUCUUGAGAACUGCUGACGAGCAAGUUAGACUUUUGGUUGGACUUGAGAACUGCUGAACUACAGUUUAGACUUGUGAUUGGACUAAAGAAUUACUGAUGCUUGCCAUGACUGUUGGUUGUCAUAUAUGCUAUUAUUUUCCAUAUGGUGAUAUAUUCUUUUAAUAUAGAGACAGCUGUGUGCCAUAUUUCAUGAAACAAAAUUUUUAUUUCAACCAAUGAAAAUGCUGCUGAUAAUGUGUAUUUUGUGGAUUUAUGUGUAGUAAUUUUAUCCAUAUGUAUUUUGAUAUAAUAUUUUACAAAGCUUUAAUUAUGCUGUUUUGUUUAGAUCUGACUUUGAGAGUAUCCCAAAUCAUUGAGCCACUGAAAUAUCAGCCACCAUUGACUGUCUAUGCAGCACACAUGCUGUUGCUUUUGCUAUUUUAGAGUUGUAUAUUUGUGCCAAAGUACAUAUAGAUAGAUGAUCAUUAUUUUUUUCAUCCUCAUGAUAUCAUUCAGUUUUCUCUUUGUGUGAUAAGAUUUUGCUCAUAUUGUAGAAAUGAAAUGCUCUCCACAGAAGAAGUGUCAUAUGUAUUUAUCAUAAGUAAUGCUCAAAAGAUUGGACUUGCAUUAAUAAUAGUAGGUUGUAAGACAUAGUACUUAUCUGUAGUAUUACUACAGUACAUCUUGUUUAAUGGAUUUCACCAUUGUUACAGUUGAUAAAAAUUCUUAUCAAAAAGGCAUUAUUUGUAUAUAUAUCUAUGUAUUUUUAAAUAUUCAAAGUGAUGUAUUUAUGUAAUAAAGUGGUUGGAUUUUCUAUCAUUUAUAAAAUAUUGUUUAUAUUUUAGAGUAAAAUUAGUUUUCAAGAUACCAAACUACUGAAGUUCAACAAAGUGUGUAAUCAAGAUAGAAAUUAAGGAAUUUCAAGUAUGAAAUUUGGAAAUCUAUUAUUACAGUUUGCUGAUAUGUGAAAAACUUUUUCUUUCCUGAAGAUUUGGGGGGGGGGGGGGGGAAUUAUAAUUAUAUUCUAACAAAAAAUAAGUCUUCAGAAAUUGAUAGAAAUGGCAGCUGAAGAAAAUUUUAUUUGAUAAGAAUGUGUCAUAUCAUACAGUUGAAUAUGUAACUGAUUGAUAUAUACAGUAAGUUCAUAAAGCCUCAUAUAUAUUUUAGCUCACCUGGGCCGAAGGCUCAAGUAAGCUUUUCUGAUCAAAACUUGUUUUUCAUUAGUGUGGUUGUAAACUUUCAAAUUUUCCUCUUGGCCAAUUUCAACCAAAUAAUUUUGGGUGAAGGGGAUUAAAGUUUGUUCAAAUGAGGGGCAAUGCCAAGGAGAGAGGGGAUUAAAGUUUGUUCAAAUGAGGGGCAAUGCCAAGGAGAGAUAAUAGCAAAAAUACACUGACAACUUUAAAAAUCUCCAGAACCAGCGGGCCAAUUUCAUUCAAACUUUAUACAAAUCAUCUACGGGUGAAGGGAGUCACGUUUGUCCAAAUGAAGGGUAAAAAUAGUCUGGAGUCAUUUAAAAAUCUUCUGAUGAAGAACUUGUGGGCCAGAAGAGUUCAAAUUUGCAUGGCAACUUCCUGACAUAGUGCAGAUUCAAGUUAAUUAAAACCAUGGCCCCCAGGGGUAGGGUGGGGUCACAAUAGGGGAUCAAAGUUUUACAUGCAAAUAUGUAGGAAAAAUCUUCCUUAAGAACCACUGAGCCAUAAAAGUUCAAAUUUGCAUGACAGCUUUCUGAAGUAGUGCAGAUUCAAGUUUUAAAAAAUCAUGAUCUCGGGGGUUGGUUGGUUGGGACCAGAAUAGGGGAUAAGUCUUACAAGCGAAUAUAUAUGGAAAAUCUUCUCAAGAACCACUUGGCCAGAAAAGUGCAAAUUUAUGUGGAAACUUUCUGACAUAGUGCAAAUUCAAGUUUAUUAAAGUCAUGCCCCCCCUCCCCCCUCCCCUUGGGGUAUGGUGGGGUCCUAAUAAGGGAAUCAAAUUUUUACAUGCAAAUAUGUAUGAAAAAUCUUUUACAAUCUUCUCAAGAACCACCAAUUCAGACAAAUUCAAAUUUACAUGACAGCUUCCUGACAUAGUUCAGAUUCAAGUGUGUAAAAAUCAGGGGUAGGGUGGGGCCACGAUAGGGGAUUGAAGUUUUACCUGCGAAUAUAUAGGGAAAAUCUUUAAAUAUAAGUCAAGGUGACUCAGGUGAGCAAUGUGGUCCAUGGGCCUCUUGUUUUAAAUGUUUGAAUCUACAGUGUAGUAUAUUUCAACCUUAAAAAUGUUUAUAAACACAGGAACACUUUUUCUACUAAGUGAAAUUCUGACUGUGUUUCAUAUGUACAUAUAUUCUUCAUUAUGUCAGAAUGUUUAAAUAUUCCUGCAUGCAUAUGGGACAUCAUGUAUAGUCACUUUUACAACAAUUUAGACAUAUAUACUAUAAGCAUGAAUUGAUAAAGCUUGCAUUUGUCACAAAACUUUCAGAGUAUUAUUAUGGAGAGAGUCCCAUUGUUUUUGUGAUAAUGAGGUAUAGGUAGAUUUGAAGGGACCAACUUGUACCUCUGCAAUGUUGUUACUUCCUCCUGUGUGUGAGCAGACAGUUUGUGGGAUAAGAACAUUUAUUUGUCAAAGGUGCUGUGCACUGUAGGUUAUACUGUCCUAGAUUUUUACAUUUUUACUAGUGCAUGUAGUUUUACCUAAUAUAAACUGAUAUGACGUCAAAA